AUGCUUCAACCUACUGUGUCUUCCAUUCCAGAGGCUAAAGAAGAAUAUCUUGGUUCAUCUUUAGUAGAAAGAACAAGUCGAUUGCAUGCAAUUGUAGACUUGGGGCCUGCUGAUCUUUGCAACAUUUAUAAGCAAUUGACAACAUCGAAGAAAAAUUCUGAAAUUGGAACAUUUCUAUAUUUCACCGGAGUUAACACAUCAAACUCAGCUUCAAUAGCUGCACAACUCCAAGGAAUUGCAUACUUGAUUACUUCGAAAUCUCAAUAUUGGUUCGGAGAAAAAAAGCACUGGAAGGUACCUCAACUAACAUACUGUUCCUAUAAUGCAUUUUCAAAAGUUGAUAUGAGAGUGACUGUUCAUAUUCCUGGUAAGUUUGAAAGCACAGUUGUAGACCAAGAUGGUCAAUUGAUCCAUGACAAGAUCAGCAGUGAAGAGCUUGAAAAGUUUUGGUUAGAGACUUUUGUCAGUUCCAUAAUUAGAUCAAUGAUCGAUUCUGACGAAGAUGAUGUGAAUAAAGCAGGGGGCUUAGUUGAAGUUAGAAAACUUAAUCCAUUCAGUAAUGGAACGUCUUCUAAAGAAGACUUAGAGUCGUUUAUGCAAGGCUUUGAGAAAUUGUUCUUCGAUGGACCCAAACUAGGCUGCGGAGUUGAGAUUCCCCAACCCACCUUGAUUUCUAAUUAUCUAGUGGAUGGCUUUUUAAAGGUUGUGAAGCUUACCCAACAUUAUGAGAGAGCCUUAGAAGUAUUAGGAAACUUAGAAAAGGAAGAGCCAAGUGUAGUCACCUUAAUUGCCCAGGUUUAUUUGUUGAAAGACGAAGAAAUAGAAGCUGUUCAAAUUAUGAAUGAAGGGAUUAAAAAUCAUAAGCGAGAUGCAGAUUUGUUACUAUUACAAGCCCAAUUUUGUAUUGAUAAAAAGAGGUAUGACCUUGCUUUGGAUUUGGUAAAGCAGGCAGUUAAGUCUUCUCCUUCGGAUUUCAAAACAUGGUCGAAGCUUGUAGCGGUUUAUACAAAAUUGGGGGAUUUUGAAAAUGCAUUGUUGACUUUGAAUUCUUGUCCUAUGAAUUCUCACAAGGAAAAAUACGUUUUGCGAAGAAUUGUCCCCUUGAGAGGAGGAAACGAAGAUUUACAUUUGCCAUCACCAAUGGACGUGACCCUUAAUGAAGUUUCUAAUUUGCAAAGCAAUGAAAUCGCAUAUGAGCAAAGAAAUUUGGAUCCCCAAUUAAGUAACUUACCUGCUGCAAAUUUGAAAUCUACAUUCGCUAUGGCAUAUGAUUUGCUAACCGAAAUUGCUCUCAAGACUGGCUGGGAAUCGUUGUUGAAAUAUAGGGCUAAAGUUUUUGUUAUGGAAGAAGAAUACCGAAAAGACAAGGGCCCGACACAAAAUGGACAUGUUAAAGAUUCAGACACCUCAACUAAUAAUGGAGAAACAUUGACUGCUCAAGCUAGUGAAAAUGAUGCGUCUUCGACUAAGGCACUUAAAUCACCGAAACGAGAUAAUGCUGAUGAAGACAGCUCUCUAGAAGAUGAGUUCAGAAAAAAGAGAUUGUGUGAAAGGUGGCUAGACAACUUGUUUAUGCUACUUUAUGAGGACUUGAGAGCAUAUACUAUGUGGCAGGCGGAGUAUGUUCAUUUCCAAGCUCAACAAAUGGAGUACAAAAAGUCAACAUUGGAGUGGGAAAUUUUAGGAUUAAUUGCCAAUAGAUUGAAGCAUUUUAAAGAAGGAUCGAUUGCAUUUUCGAAUGCUUUGAGCGGGAGAUUUUCUGCUAGGUCACAGUGGGAACUAUUAAAGUAUCAUCAAAUGGAAAGAAAUAAAUUAUUAUACAACAACUCAUCUAAUGCAUCUUCAACUUCUGUAAGUGGUAUUACAUUCACUCAUAAUUUCAUCAAAUACAAUAAUCUCUUGAAUGAAAAGUUAUUAGAGAGCUGCAUUAAAUUACUUGUUUGGAAUCAUAGGUGGUACUGCGACUUUUCACCAACUUUGAUUAAAGUAUUGAGUGAUUUGGUAUCCAAAGAGGGCCUAAUAAAGAUUCAAUCUACUAUUCAAGCUAUAUACUCAAAUACGAGUGCAUCAACCGUAAUCGUAGACCCAAGCGAAAGUCACGGAAUAACGGAUAUGAUGGAAGAUAUUUAUUCUUUCUUUAAAGAUUACAAUCUCAGUGGCUCAGACAACUAA
Messenger RNA from Priceomyces carsonii, 2172 nucleotides. It is a transcript of the gene BUD7, whose product is annotated as exomer complex subunit. Gene Ontology annotation, biological process: Golgi to plasma membrane transport. Gene Ontology annotation, molecular function: protein binding. Gene Ontology annotation, cellular component: exomer complex. NCBI's taxonomy places the organism in Eukaryota, Fungi, Ascomycota, Pichiomycetes, Serinales, Debaryomycetaceae. The record is from RefSeq and is a predicted model, not a curated record. The coding region runs from base 1 to 2172 and encodes 723 amino acids. The transcript has 2 exons.